AUCAUAAUAAUAAACCUUCACAUUUAUAUUUGUCGUGAAAAUAUUUGAAAAAAUAAAAAAAAUUAACUUUGCUGAUGAUAGAUAGUAUUAAAACUCGACAAGAACUUCUCGUGAAAAUCCCCACACACGCACUAAAAGCUCCUCUCUCUCAACUUAAAAACCCAAUUGGGCUCUUCUCUCUCUCUCUAGUCUCUCUCUCUCUACUCUCUCUCUCUCUCUCUCAUCAGUCAUCACAAAGGAAACUCGUGAGGAGGAGGAGGAAGAAGCGCUCUCAAAAAUUCACGAGCUUUUCAACUUGUCAAUCUCCUUCAAAUACCCCACCAUUUCUUCCCCAACCAGAAAAUAAAACAUGCACGAUAACAAAACCACGAUUUUCCCAUAUUUUCGUCUUCCUCGACAAUGGCAUCCGAAAGUCGACUCCUCUUCCCCAUACUAACAACCCUCUACUUUCUUCUUCUUCACACUCUUUCCCAUGCACAGCAUCUUCAGACCUACAUUGUUCAGCUCCACCCGAACGGGCUAUCUCGUUCUCCUCACCGCACCUCCGGCCGUCUUCGAUGGCACCUCUCUUUCCUCGACAAAUCCAUCUCCACCAACCAAGAGGAUUCCUCCUCACGCCUCCUAUAUUCCUACAGCUCCGCCAUCGAAGGCUUUGCUGCUCAACUCUCUCAAUCCGAAGUCGAGAUUUUGAAAAACACGCCGGAAGUUAUUGCGGUGAGGCCUGAGAGAAGGGUGGAAAUUCACACUACAUACUCCUACAAAUUCUUGGGACUGAGUCCCACUGCACAAAACGGUGCCUGGAUCAAAUCCUCGUUCGGCCGAGGCUCCAUUAUCGGAGUCCUCGACACCGGAAUUUGGCCGGAGAAUCCUAGCUUCGACGACCGCGGGAUGCCUCCGGUUCCCCAGAAAUGGAGAGGGAUAUGCCAGAGCGGAGAAGGUUUCGACUCCACAAACUGCAACCGAAAACUCAUCGGAGCCCGGUUUUUCAGCAGGGGCCACCGCGUGUCGUCGCCGGAAUAUUCCCCGGAGGCGGUGGCCGAGUACGUCUCCCCCCGCGACUCCCAUGGCCACGGCAGCCACACCGCCUCCAUCGCAGGAGGAUCUCCGGUCCGAACCGCCAACGUGCUCGGAAAGGGGGCCGGCGAGGCACGAGGGAUGGCCCCCGGGGCCCACAUUGCCGUCUACAAGGUCUGUUGGUUCAGCGGCUGCUACAGCUCCGACAUUCUGGCGGCGAUGGACGAGUCUAUAAGAGAUGGAGUAGAUGUACUCUCGCUCUCGCUCGGUGGAUUCCCGGUCCCACUAUACGAGGACACCAUCGCAAUCGGAAGCUUCCGGGCGAUGCAGCACGGUAUCUCAGUGGUCUGCGCCGCGGGUAAUAAUGGCCCGGUCGAGAACUCCGUCGCCAAUGAGGCUCCUUGGAUCACCACCGUCGGUGCAAGCACGCUCGACAGGAAUUUUCCGGCUAUAGUUCGAUUGAAUAACGGGAAAUUCCUCUACGGAGAAUCAAUGUACCCAAAGAACGGAGUUUCAAUUGCAGAGAAAGAGCUUGAGCUGGUUUACUUCUCAGGUGGUGAUAAAGGAAGUGAGUUUUGCCUGAGAGGUUCUCUUACAAGAUCCAAGGUCAGGGGCAAAAUGGUCGUUUGUGACCGGGGCGUAAACGGGCGGGCCGAAAAGGGUCAAAUAGUCAAAGAAGCCGGCGGUGCAGCAAUGAUAUUAGCCAACACAGAGAUAAAUUUAGAGGAAGAUUCGGUCGAUGUUCAUGUUCUACCAGCAACAUUACUCGGUUCCGAAGAAUCUUAUAAACUCAAACGCUACAUAAACUCAACAAAAGCCCCUAAAGCAAGAAUCAUAUUUGGAGGAACCGUGAUUGGAAAAUCAAGAGCACCUGCAGUAGCUCAGUUUUCAUCGAGGGGGCCGAGUUACACCGACCCCUCGAUUCUCAAACCGGACAUGAUCGCCCCCGGUGUCAACAUCAUCGCCGCCUGGCCGCAGAAUCUAGGACCGAGCGGCCUUCCAGAAGAUUCUAGAAGAGUCAACUUCACCGUCAUGUCAGGGACUUCCAUGGCCUGCCCCCACGUCAGCGGGCUCGCUGCCCUUAUCCGCUCGGCCCACCCGAAGUGGACCCCAGCGGCGGUCAAGUCCGCCCUCAUGACAACCGCUGAUGUCAGCGAUCGUUUAGGAAGGCCGAUAAUGGACGGGUAUAAACCUGCUGGGCUGUUUGCUGUUGGAGCAGGGCAUGUGAAUCCCGAGAGAGCUAUUGAUCCUGGAUUGAUAUACGAUAUCUUACCGGACGAACACGUGACUCAUCUCUGUACGCUAGGGUACAGUGGAUCGGACAUAUUUAGUAUAACUCAUAGGAAUGUGAGCUGCCGUGAGAUUUUGCAGAGGAAUAAGGAUUUCAGCCUUAAUUAUCCCUCGUUUUCUGUGGUUUUUAAGACAGGACAAACGAGGAAGAUGAUGAAGAGACGAGUGACGAAUGUGGGGGAGGCUAAUUCUGUUUACUCGGUGGAAAUGGAGGCGCCUGAGGGAGUCGGUAUGAGAGUUAGGCCACGAAGUUUGGUGUUCAAACGCGUGAACCAGACUUUGAGUUACAGAGUUUGGUUUACGUCUAAGACAAGAAACGGGACUAAAAAUACGAGGUUCGGACAAGGGCGUUUGGCUUGGGUGGAUAGAAACGGUUCUUACAGGGUUCAGAGUCCUAUUUCGGUGACAUGGUCAUCAACAACAAACUAGACGAAAUCUGUUUUUCUUUUCUUUUCUUUUUCCUGCUAUUGAUGCAAAAUUAACACUAUUGGCUCUAAUUCCAUCUGGGAAUUUGAGAAUUUACGAUUUGAAUAUCAUCUUGUAUUCCGAAAUCAAGAAAGCCGAAAAGACCCUUCAUAUAUAUCGAAACAAAUUUGCCUUCCACAAUAAAUCAUCUCUCAAGUCAUCAAUACUUGAAUUUUCACCCUACUUACACUGCAUCAAGAAAAUCGGGAAAAAAAAAUUACGAGCGAAAAAAAA
Molecule: messenger RNA, 3003 nt
Organism: Erythranthe guttata (spotted monkey flower)
Lineage: Eukaryota; Viridiplantae; Streptophyta; Magnoliopsida; Lamiales; Phrymaceae
Gene: SDD1
Product: Subtilase family protein
Biological process (GO): proteolysis
Molecular function (GO): serine-type endopeptidase activity
Source: RefSeq, a predicted model, not a curated record